UUUUUAUGGGGCUAGUUAGGCUAUGGGACCACAGCCUCUAGAGCCCCGUCAGUAGUAGUCGCUAUCCGGUGUUGUUUUUGGUCGCCUCUUGGGUCCUCCUCAACACUCCUAUACUUCACAGCACACACUGAGUCACCUCACAGUGUUGCUUCACAGGCGGGGUCGCGGGGCGGCAGCAAGUUGUCGAUAGGGACUCUUGCCUUUGUAAGGACACCCCGCCUUCUUAUCUGGAUCUGGAUAAUAAUGCGCAGGGCACCUGUAUGGUGCAUAACACGCAUUGUGGGGGCCUUCUUCUUGGGUGCAGCCACACUGAAGGCCACGUCCAGGCCGCGGGACGGUUCCCAGUGUUGGUGUAUCAUCCAAGAGUGUAGCAGCAGCUCCUUGCUCCUGGCCCAGCGCUCUUCCACCACAGCCUAACUAGCCCCAUAAAACACCUUAGAAGAAGAAGGCAAGAAAAAAAAAUACACAGGUUGGCCCGAUGGCGGCCGAGGACAGGAGGAGCUUCUUGCCCGAGGAGUGGGCCAACGAGGAGAGGAUGCGCGUGUUGAUGGGGCCCAUGCCGGAGGGGGCGCAGGAUGAGGUGGCCAGGGCCGCACGACACACCUUCUGGGGCGCUGCUGUCCAUGCCUGGUGCCAGGACACACUCAGGCCUUGCUUUACCCUCCAGGAGUGCCAGGCCGCCUUCCGCCGCGGCACCCAGGUCCCCCAGUGCCUGCCCCAGGUGCUGCACCACAUGCUGAGGCAGAGUGAGGUGCUGCCGCUGGACCAGCUGAGCCUUGGGGAGCCCCAGGCCGAGUCUUGGCUUGGGUGGGGCCGGCGGGUGCUGGUGGCCCGCCCCACACAGCUGGCCUGGGGCACGCUGAAGAGGGCAGUGGGCCGGGACAGCCUGCAGGGGGCGACGCUGGUGUGUGUGGCUGUGCUGCAGAGGAUGUGCAGCACCGUCCUGGAGCGCGUGUGGGCCGAGCGGGGCCGCGACUCCCUCCUCACCACCGAGGGGGAGCUGUAUGCCCAGGUGGGUGCGGCUGUGGGAUCGGCGGACAAUCUGCACCUAGUGGUUGAGGCGCUGGUGGCGGAGGGCCGGGCCGCCACCCUGACCCACCACGGCAACACCUACGUCAAGUUUGUGCUGCCGGGGGACACUGAGCGGCCGGCCAUCACACCGCUGGAGCUGGCCAAGAGUGACCUCCAGCGUGCAAAGACCAGAGUGGAGGGAAGCCUGACGUGCCUGGGAGAGGAGAGAGAGGCCCUGCGCAGACAAGCCAAGGUCGCCCUGCACAGUGGCUCCAAGACCGAGGCUCUCUCAAUGCUCAGAAGGAAGAAGCGCAUCAACAAAUCCAUAGAAACCCAGCAGGGCGUCCUGGAGAACCUGACCUCCUGGCUGCUCCAUCUCCAGGACGCUGAGACUAAUAGACAGGUCCUGGGUGCCCUGAAGGGUGGCGUGGAGGCCCUUCGCACCGCCCUACAAGGAGAAAACUCACCCGACGCAGCGGCCGCCACACUGGACGACUUACAGCAGGUCCUCGAGGAGUGCGAUGACCUGAACGCUAUGGUGGCUCGUAACCCCAUGGGUGAGGAUGACCUGGGCACCCUGGAGGAGGAGCUGAAGGGGCUGAUGUUGCAGGAUGUGGAGGCCGAAGGGGAGGCGACGGCAGGGGAAGGGUUGUGGCUGCCUGACGUCCCCUCCACCCCCCCGACGAUCACCCCCCAGCACACCCCCUUGCAUUCCUGAGACGCCCGUGCCCCAGGAGACCCCCGGUGCCUUACUCAGCGCACACACACGUACACAUUCACACACACGCACACAUUCACACACACGCGAGGAUUACGAUUACGAGUAUAACACGUGAUCGGGCCGUGAUGGUGAGUUACACACACACACACACACACACACACACACACACACACACACACACACACACACACACACACACACACACUUCCUCUAUGAUAUGUGCACAAUUUUUUACUUUUUACAGUUCCUUUGGAGAGUUGAUUUUAAAGAUUCAGUGAUGAUUUUUCCAUAUUGCAUAGUACAUGUAUUUUAUUUAUUUUAUUUUUUUUUUACAUGUGCCAGACUGCUUUUUCUUGCAUUAUAUAUAGCGUUGCAUAUUUUUCUCGCAGUUUUGCUUUUUGUGGUUUUGUUCUGCUGUGAUUUUGUACAGUUUUUUUGCACUUGUAUUUCAUUACUUUAGUUUUUGUCAAGGAGAAUGUGCAGAGUAAAGAUCAAGGUGUAUUGCCAGGCUCAUGACACUACCCAUGGAAAUGAAAUGCCAGAAUUUUCUCUUCACUACACUCCCACAUGACCACCACAUGUAACGAAACACACGAGAGAUCAAUCCAGACAAGGAAAGGUUUGCCGGCGCCAGGGAUUGAACCUGUGACCAGCGAGAUGGGAGAGCCACUCCUUAACCAGUCGGCCAAAGAGGUGCCCCCCUGGCUGAGUGAGUUAUGGGAGGCUCGCCCACCAGGCUUAGUUGCCGCACUACAGAAAUACUAACACAGCUUCCACCAAAGCCUUGUCAAACUAUCACCAGGCUCAUAACACUACCCAUGGACACACUAACACAACCUCCACCAAAGUCUUGUCAAACUAUCACCAGGCUCAUAACACUACCCAUGGACACACUAACACAAUCUCCACCAAAUGAACAAGUGCUAAUACUACUGUUUGUCAAUAAAGAUAUUUUAAUUAGUA
Eriocheir sinensis (Chinese mitten crab) is the source of this 2695-nucleotide messenger RNA. RefSeq lists its product as uncharacterized. Lineage: Eukaryota; Metazoa; Arthropoda; Malacostraca; Decapoda; Varunidae. The transcript has 10 exons. Bases 479 to 1729 code for a protein of 416 amino acids. Gene Ontology annotation, biological process: vesicle budding from membrane; late endosome to vacuole transport via multivesicular body sorting pathway. The record is from RefSeq and is a predicted model, not a curated record. Gene Ontology annotation, cellular component: cytoplasmic side of plasma membrane; ESCRT III complex; multivesicular body.